AUGCGCUCUGCUAUUGUUGGAGGACUGGUUGCCAUCGGCUCCGCUCUCGGAGUCGCUGGCUCGCCGCAUGCACACACUGUUGAAAAGGCUAAUGCAUAUGACUACAUCGUCGUCGGUGGAGGGCCUUCCGGCAUCAUUACCGCCGAGCGUCUGGCCGAGGCCAACAAGAAAGUCCUCCUGCUAGAGCGAGGGCGCGGUCCGACUGUGGCUACGGGUGCCAAUGACACGCUUGUUUGGAACAAGAACUUGACCCCAGUCGAUGUGCCAGGCUUGUCUGCCGACAUUGGUGCUCUACCUGAGUGGGAGGAGUAUGUCUGCACCGAUACUGCUGGGACUGCAGCCUGUGUUCUCGGUGGCGGUGUCACUGUGAACUACAUGGUCUUCGUGCACCCACCGGACCAUGACUUCGACGACAAGUGGCCCCAGGGUUGGAAAUGGAGCGAUGUCAAGUCUGCUGCCGAUAGGCUUUACGAGCGCAACCCAGGAACUAUCCUGCCCUCUGCCGAUGGCAAGCGCUACGAUCAAGGGCUCUAUACUGUGCUUUCCAACUUCUUCAGCAACAUCGGUUGGAAAGCCGUCAACAUGAUCUCGCAGCCCAACCAGAAACACCAGGUCUACAGCUACCCUUCCUGGAACCUUAAGGACCAGAAGCGUGCGGGCCCGGUCCGCACCUACCUUCCCCUUGCUGAGAAGCAUAACAACUUUGAACUUCAGCUUGGGUCCAAGGUGACUCGUGUACUCCGUUCCGGUAGCAAGGCCACUGGAGUCGAGGUCGAGAACGCCUCCGGUCGUCUGGAAAACAUCACACUGGCCGCCAACGGCAGAGUCGUCCUGUCUGCGGGCGCCCUUUCAACACCUCGCCUCUUGUUCAACUCGGGCAUCGGACCUCAGUCUCAGAUCGAGACCGCUCAAAAGAGCGGUGUCAUCGUCCCACCCAAGAACGAAUGGAUCAACCUCCCCGUCGGUGUAGGUCUCAAGGACCAUCCCAUCUUCACCAUCGUCGUCAAGACCAAAGGCACGUACGGCCCGCUUGACUGGACCGGGAUCUACAACGGCACUGAUACCGCCGACAUUAGUCUCUAUGCCAAGGGCGACGGUGUGCUGACCCAAGGAAAGCACCGGCUGAUCUUCUUCUCCUCCAAUGUGGUCGACGGUCAGACCCGGUACUACCAAGGAUCAUGCGCGCCCACUGGCGAGAACGAAGUCACCCUGACGACCUACAUGACCCACGGUCUCACUUCUUCCGGUAUCCUUGGACUGGAUACUGACGGUAACACCGUCUAUGAGCAGACCCCUUGGAUGAACACCGCGGGCGAUCGCGCUGCGGCCAAGCUGUUCAUCCAGGGUCUGGUCGCCGACCUGACUGCCCCCUCCACCGGCUUCCAACUGGAGGCCAACACCAACGUCUCUUCCAUCCUAGCCAACCCGACCACCGGUAUGCACUACACGACCACCGCGAAGAUGGGCACGGACGACGGCCGCCACGGGAACGGUACCUCCGUCGUUGAUACCAACACGAAGGUCUAUGGAAUGGACAACUUGUACAUUGUCGACGGCAGUAUUCACCCCGACCUUCCCACCGGCAACAUCCAGGCCACCAUUAUGGUCGUGGCCGAGGCUGCUGUGGCCAAGAUCCUGGCUCACCAUUGA
This is a messenger RNA of Aspergillus fijiensis CBS 313.89, 1650 nucleotides long. Its product is annotated as cellobiose dehydrogenase. Gene Ontology annotation, molecular function: oxidoreductase activity, acting on CH-OH group of donors; flavin adenine dinucleotide binding. The transcript is spliced from 2 exons. The record is from RefSeq and is a predicted model, not a curated record. Lineage: Eukaryota; Fungi; Ascomycota; Eurotiomycetes; Eurotiales; Aspergillaceae. The coding region runs from base 1 to 1650 and encodes 549 amino acids.